UGCUGUUAAAAAGGCUCUGAAGAUGGAUUACAGGAAGGCACAAGCUGAACCAUGAGCCACGUAGUGUCUUCAUGCAACGGGGAAGGUCUAAGACAGUGUACGGGCAUGGGGUGCCAUUGUCAGCCUCCUCUGUCCAUUGGAAGGAGCCAGUGGAUGUGAGCUUGGAGAUGCUAUUCAAGUGCAGCUGCUUGCCCUGAUGUGCCUGAUAGCAUAGGCACUUUUGGGUGCUCGGAAGCCACAGAGGCUCACCUGGAUACCUGGUUCUCACUAAGCUCAGUGCAGGUUACCUGAAUGCCCUGUCCUCUGCCUUCGUAGCUGGCCAGUUUCUCACCUGAAAAUCUUUAGACUGGCAUCCAAGUUGCUGAUCAGACUGUUACUAUGUGGGCAAGCUGCUGUAAUUGGUUUUGUCUGGAUGGCUCACCUGAAGAGAUGCAGCCGCAGCCAGAGCAGGGAGCCAGAGCCCAAGCCUAUUCCAACCCUGGGUACAGCUCCUACCCAUCUCCAACCACUUCAGAACAGAGCUGCAAAGCCUGUGGGAUGCGCUUCGACAGCUCCUCCAGGAAGCACGUCUGCUUGGACUGCAAGAAGAACUUUUGUACGUCCUGCUCCAGCCAGGCUGACGGUGGUCCCCUCCUCUGCCACCUCUGCCAGCGGUUCCGAGCCACGGCUUUUCAGCGGGAGGAGUUGAUAAAGAUGAAGGUGAAGGAUCUGCGAGACUAUCUGGCACUCCACGAGGUAUCCACAGAGUUGUGUCGUGAAAAGGAGGACCUGGUACUGCUGAUUCUUGGCCAGCAGCCUGUAAUUACCCAGGAAGAUCAGAUAAGAACAAAUCCAUUUCAUACUAGUGCCUCUGGACAGCAAGGCUUCGUGAUUCUCCCACCAACCGGCCCAGCAUCUUCUACCUCACAUGAUGCGUCUCCAGGGUCUGCAGAUCCCGUCUCAAGUUCACUAGCUCAGGAACAUGAACAGGCAAAUGGUUACGUGCCUCCAAGCCAAGUUGGUUUGACAGGAGUCGAGAUUGCAGCUGAAGCGCAAGCAGAGGAGGAGACUCAGUCUACAGACUCCGAAGAUAACCUGGUGCAGGGGAGGAAGGCUUCUCUGUCUGAUCUGACAAGCAUUGGAGACAUCAACGCGCUCUCCGUGCGACAGCUGAAGGAAAUCCUUGCUCGCAACUUUGUCAACUACAAAGGCUGCUGUGAAAAGUGGGAGCUGCUGGAGCGGGUGACUCGUCUUUAUAAAGAGAAAGACCUUCAACAUCUAGUUUCUGACACUGAUGAUCAAACUGGUGGCGCCGGGCUCCCGGGCACGGAGGAAAACCUCUGCAAAAUCUGCAUGGAUGCCCCCAUUGACUGUGUCCUGCUGGAAUGUGGCCACAUGGUCACUUGCACCAAGUGCGGGAAGCGGAUGAGCGAGUGCCCCAUCUGCCGGCAGUAUGUGAUAAGGGCCGUCCAUGUCUUUAAGUCCUAAGCGUGCGGAAGGAAGACUGGGAAUGCCUUAAAGCCUCAUCUGCUGUGAGAGAAACGGUCGAAAUAGCUACUAGUUAGGUCAGAGAUUAGCACGUGGACCCCACUGGAAGCUGGAGGUGAGGGAAGGAUGAAGCCUGAGAAAACUUGUUCUUACCCAAGCCAUGCCUGGCUGUGCUCUUCCCAUGAUAGUGCUUUACACCACAGUGCCUGGACUCCUUGGAGCUCAUUGCCAGCAGCAGACACACAAACUUAACCUACGUUCGAGGAUAACGUGAUCCGUUAGAGGUGGGGAGCCAGGGAUGUUUGGCUUCCCACCCCAAAGCUCAGAUGCAGAGGCUUCAUAUUUUCCCCUGACUAGUAA
Messenger RNA from Pezoporus flaviventris, 1827 nucleotides. RefSeq names its product ring finger and FYVE like domain containing E3 ubiquitin protein ligase (gene RFFL). Gene Ontology annotation, cellular component: cytoplasm; plasma membrane. The coding region runs from base 379 to 1467 and encodes 362 amino acids. Gene Ontology annotation, molecular function: ubiquitin protein ligase activity. The record is from RefSeq and is a predicted model, not a curated record. NCBI's taxonomy places the organism in Eukaryota, Metazoa, Chordata, Aves, Psittaciformes, Psittacidae. Gene Ontology annotation, biological process: proteasome-mediated ubiquitin-dependent protein catabolic process; protein K48-linked ubiquitination; negative regulation of extrinsic apoptotic signaling pathway via death domain receptors. The transcript is spliced from 7 exons.